Pyrenophora tritici-repentis Pt-1C-BFP is the source of this 1218-nucleotide messenger RNA. RefSeq names its product Steroid-dh multi-domain protein. Gene Ontology annotation, biological process: very long-chain fatty acid biosynthetic process. Gene Ontology annotation, molecular function: oxidoreductase activity, acting on the CH-CH group of donors. The record is from RefSeq and is a predicted model, not a curated record. Lineage: Eukaryota; Fungi; Ascomycota; Dothideomycetes; Pleosporales; Pleosporaceae.
AUCGCAACACAGGAACAAUGUCGGCAUCAACUCUGACUCUGCUCGUGCGCCCUAGAGGCCGCCCGAUCAAGAACCUCCCCGAGACAAUCACCGUCAGCUCCGACGCUCCUGCCUCGCACAUCUUUGAGGAAGUUGCCAAAGCUUCGAAAUUCUCCAUCCACCGCCUGAGGAUUACAAAGGGCAGCGAUAGCUCGGCUGUCAACAACACCAAGGAUGUGACAGUCUACGACACAGGCCUGAGGAACAAGAGCGCCAUCGAUGUCAAGGACUUGGGACCCCAGAUUUCAUGGCGAACCGUCUUCAUCGUCGAAUACCUCGGACCCCUCCUGAUCCACCCGCUCGUCUACUUUGGCCGCAGCCUCAUCUAUGGCACCUCGGAGCCUCCCUCUCAGCUGCAGAAACUCACGUUCCUCAUGUGUGUGGCACAUUUUGCGAAGCGCGAGUUUGAGACGCUCUUCGUCCACCGCUUCUCAUCGGCCACUAUGCCCAUCAUGAACAUCUACAAGAACAGCGGCUACUACUGGCUUUUGUCUGGCUUUAACCUCGCAUACUGGAGUUACGGCCCCAACAGUCCGGCUGCGAAACCUUCGAAUCCCCUCCUGACAUACCUCGGAGUUGCCCUAUUCGUCAUUGGCGAAGUCUGCAACUACAGCACGCACAUGACUCUGAAGAACCUGCGUCGGCCGGGUACCACUGAGCGCGGCAUUCCCCAAGGGCUAGGCUUCAAUAUGGUGACGUGUCCAAAUUACAUGUUUGAGGCCAUUGCUUGGAUCGGCGUCGCUUUGGUCAACUGGAGCCUGAGCACCGUCCUUUUCAUUAUCGUGGCAGUUGGUCAGAUGGGCGUCUGGGCAUGGAAGAAGGAGAGGAGAUAUCGCAAGGAGUUUGGCGACAAGUACAAGCGCAAGAGGUACGCAAUCCUGCCGGGCAUCUGGUAAAUGGUGCAUCACGCCAUCGCAGAAGCAGGUCAUGCAGUGGUACGGCGAAGCGCGGUAGGAGGGUGGCACAGCCUACGGGACGAUGCAAUAACUUGCUUCAGAUGACUGUCUAGCAUGUACCAAGACUUUGGGGUCCGUUUUGCAAGGCUGAGCUUGAAGCCGAGCGGAGGACGCCUAUUGAAAUGGUCCCACCCAACCCGGAGCGGUCACACUCCGCAGGUACCCGUAGCUAGUGUCUCGAGGACUCGACGUAAAUUAUAUAAUUAUAUCAUCUUUCCAAUGA